AAGAGGAGGCACGUCAGCGCUCCCACUUCCUCCCGACACCGCCUCUGAUUGGCUCCUGGGCGCAUAAGAAACCCGUGAAUGAGUGGCUGACCCUUACAAAAACUUGCCGGAGGUCUUUGGGUGGCACCGAUCUCUCCUCCGCGUCCACCCGCGGGCACGCCGAGCCGGAGGAGGAUGAGGUCGUCCUGUGUCCUGCUCACCGCCCUCGUGGCGCUGGUUGCUUAUUACAUCUACAUCCCCCUGCCCAGCUCCGUGUCGGAUCCCUGGAAGCUGAUGCUGCUGGACGCGACUUUCCGGAGCGCACAGCAAGUGAGCAACCUGAUACACUCCCUGGGCCUGAGCCAUCACCUGCUUGCACUGAAUUUUAUCAUCAUUUCUUUUGGCAAGAAAAGCGCGUGGUCAUCAGCUCAGGUGAAGGUGACCGACACUGACUUUGACGGGGUGGAAGUCAGAGUGUUUGAGGGCUCCCCGAAGCCAGAAGAGCCUUUGAAACGCGGCAUUAUCUACAUCCACGGAGGAGGCUGGGCUUUGGCCAGUCCAAAAAUCCGGUAUUAUGAUGAGCUCUGUACAGCAAUGGCUGAAGAAUUGAAUGCUGUCAUUGUCUCCAUUGAAUACAGACUAGUUCCAAAGGUUUAUUUUCCUGCACAAAUUCAUGAUGUUGUGCAUGCCACGAAGUAUUUCCUGCAGCCAGAAGUCUUACACAAGUAUUCGGUUGACCCAGACAGAAUUGGUAUCUCUGGUGACAGUGCUGGUGGGAAUUUGGCCGCUGCUGUGGGCCAACAGUUUUCUCAAGAUGCCAACCUCAAAGACAAGCUCAAGGUACAAGCUUUAGUUUACCCAGUCUUACAAGCUUUAGAUUUCAACACACCAUCUUACCAGCAAAAUGUGAACAUGCCGAUCCUGCCCCGUUAUGUCAUGGUGAAGUACUGGGUAGACUACUUCCAAGGCAACCAUGACUUUGUCCAGGCAAUGAUAGUCAACAACCACACUUCCCUUGACGUGGAAGAGGCUGUUGCCCUCAGGGCCCGUCUAAACUGGACAUCCCUCUUGCCGGCCUCCAUCACAAAGGACUAUAGGCCCGUCAUACAGACCACUGGCAACGCUAGGAUUGUGCGGGAGAUUCCUCAGCUGCUGGAUGCCCGGGCAGCCCCUCUCAUCGCCGAGCAGGAAGUCCUGCGGCACCUCCCAAAGACCUAUAUUCUGACAUGUGAGUACGACGUCCUAAGAGACGAUGGGAUCAUGUACGCCAAGCGUCUGGAGAGCGCAGGUGUGGAGGUGACCCUUGAUCACUAUGAGGAUGGUUUCCACGGCUGCAUGAUUUUCACCAGCUGGCCCACCAACUUCUCAGUGGGAAUCCGGACUAGGAAUAGUUACAUCAAGUGGCUGGAUCAAAACCUGUGAACAAGUCACAUUUUUAGAGUGCGUGAGCCCCUCUUGACCUCCUGCACCUGCUUCGGAAAUUGAUGCACUUUUUAGUUGACUGAUUUCUCCCGGUGACUUGUGAGUGAUGUAAUCUCUAUUCCUUGCAUACCCUGUGUGAAUUUAAUUUCUGGAAAUGUGCUUAACUAAUGUACAUACAAAAUGUCUGAGGCUGGUUCUCAAAGCAGGCCAGUCUCUCUGUUCUUGUUGUUUUAGCCAAACUACUACCAAUACUCACGGCUGCAGAGAACAGGACAAGGAGCUGAAAUAGCUUUGGGUUCUGUCUUCCUCAAGAAAAAUCUUUCUAGAAGAAAUUCUUCCAGCUGUGGAUGACAUAGUGACCUUUAAUGACUAAAGAAAAUGUGGGCUCUUCUUCAACUUGCUAGGGUCUACUUUAAGUUCAGAGCAGUGUUACCUGUGUGCACGUAAAGGUCAGUGCUGGGUACCAAGUGCCCUCUGUUCUUUACAGAUAGAUGGUUUUGUUUCCUAUGGGAAUUUCGGCAAAGGUGUUCUAGCAAGGACAAGUUUCUCAAAUGCCUUUCUUCCUUUAGAGCAUUGAUGUUAUGGGAUAGCUAUCUCUAAGUCCAGUUGGAUUAGAACAAUACUUGAAAGUUACUUUCUACCACUAUUAUUAGAAAAUAUAGUCGCAUGGACUGGAAAUCUUGUACAUUGCUACAUUUUUUGGGUAUGCUCUCUCCAUUGGGGAGAUCUUCUGGGAGCAAAUUCAUUUAGAUUUAGGAUAAAUCUUCCAGUACAGAACAAGUAAAAACAGACAAACGAACCAACCUAUUUAUUUUCAUAAGUAAUACUUCUGACAUAAAUUACCAAAAGCAGUGUGUAAUAUAUUUGGCAUAGUCAGGAAAGAAGAUACAUUUAAUAUUGAAAUUAUGAAAAAUAUCUUCAGAGGGUCUAGUUUAUUCUUGAAAACUCAAUUUUUUCCACUUACAUGGCUUUAAAAUGGGGCUAUUUUGGUAUAUAUGAUGUAUUGUUUAUUUUUUUAAGUUAUUUAAUGUUAAUAUAUAUAGCUAGACUUAAGAUUUUUCAAAAUAAUGUCUAUAAUGAAUAUUAAAAAUAAUGAUAUUUUUAAAAAAAGAAACUACCUUAGAAUUAUAUCCACAUGUAAUUUUAUGGAAAGAGGUAAAGUAGCUAUUAAUACUACUACACAUUAGGCUUAAAUAUUUUGAUGCUUAUAUGCAAUCACAAAUUAGAAUAAUUAGAAACUAUGACUACACCUGGUAAAGUCGUCUAAGUUUCUAGCUCAGUAACUUCAGUAAGACACACACUGCUCAUUUCUGCCCUCCUCUGUGGUCAGAGGAACACUAGAUCAUAUUCUGCGGGGUGACGCGUACAUCAGCACCUGGUGCCUUUACCUCUUCUUAUCUCCUUCCAGCCUGGUCUCGAAGUUACGAUACCCCAAGCUCCACUUCGUGUAAAGCCUUCACUGCCAGUGGGAACAUCUUUGGCAUAGGAAGGGACUCCAAUUCUGGGUUGAGUACUUCUGCCCUCCUUCCUGCCCCUCUGACCACUGCCCCACCACACACACAUCCGUGCCCCCCCACACCU
Enhydra lutris kenyoni (northern sea otter) is the source of this 2982-nucleotide messenger RNA. RefSeq names its product neutral cholesterol ester hydrolase 1. Gene Ontology annotation, molecular function: carboxylic ester hydrolase activity. The coding region runs from base 175 to 1401 and encodes 408 amino acids. Lineage: Eukaryota; Metazoa; Chordata; Mammalia; Carnivora; Mustelidae. Gene Ontology annotation, cellular component: membrane. The record is from RefSeq and is a predicted model, not a curated record. The transcript has 5 exons.